GGCAGCGUGGGGGUGGAGGGGCGUAGUGCCACCCCGGGCUUGCCAAGCCUAGUGGGGCAGCGCGCAGCCCCUCGGCGGAUGCCCUUCGGGUGAAGCCAGACUCAGUACCCAGUGAGGGGCGGCUGGAGUAAGAACAGACCCGGGCUGGGGGUCGGCGUAGAGCGAGACCCCUGGACGAGACCUGGAGCCGGAGUUUAGCAUUUUUGCCGCGCGCAGAGAGGAGGGUUAGGGGCUGCCCCUGGGGCGGUGGCCUGCAGACCCAGGAGCCGGGGUGUCCAGGCUCGCUCCAGGCUCCCGUCUGACUGUCACCAUGCUUGCGCGCCUGCACCACGUCUGACAGCUGGCCGGGUGAUGACUGCGCCCGAGGUAGGGAUGUGUGACAGGAGCCGCAUGGCCUCCACCCUGCGCUACUGCCUGACGGUCAGCGGCAUGGUGGUUCUGGUGGCCGGGACGCUGUGCUUCGCUUGGUGGAGUGAGGGGGAUAUGGGUGCCCAGCCAAACCAGUCAACCCCACCCACUGGGCACCCCACUCCCAAGGCACCCAGUACUCUGCUCAGGUCGGUUAGCUUCUUCUGCUGUGGCGCAGGUGGCCUGCUGUUGCUCUUGGGCCUGCUAUGGUCUGUCAAGGUCAGCACCUGGGGUCCACCUGGAUGGGACCCAUACUACCUUUCCAGAGACCUGUACUACCUCACUGUGGAGCCCUUGGAGAAGGAGAGCUGCAGGACCCCAGAGCUGGUUGCCAUCCCCACCUAUGAGGAAGCUGUGCACUACCCCCUGACUGAGGUUUCCCCGCCACCACCUGCAUACCCGAUGGAGGAAGGCCUAAAAUGCAACAUCUAUGGAGACCCCCUUCUUGGGACCCAGCACCCCCUGCCUCCCCCUAGCUAUGAGAGCAUCAUCCUUGGUGUUGAUGGCACCUCUGGAGAGACAACACCUGGAGCUGCAUGCUACUACUACCCAGGCCCGGUUCAGACUGCAGGGGAGGAGCCCAGUGUGAUUCAAAGUCAGUAUAAGUGACAAGCUCUUCUAGUGUCUAGCACAAUGCCUGGCACACAGUAGGCGCCCAACCAGUGUUUGUUGUGGAGUGCUGGUUUAGUUAUCUAUUGCUGUUAACAAAUGGCUUCAAAUAAAUGCAUUUUAUUAUCUCUCAUGAU
Messenger RNA from Talpa occidentalis (Iberian mole), 1154 nucleotides. It is a transcript of the gene TMEM61, whose product is annotated as transmembrane protein 61. The transcript has 3 exons. The record is from RefSeq and is a predicted model, not a curated record. Lineage: Eukaryota; Metazoa; Chordata; Mammalia; Eulipotyphla; Talpidae. Bases 352 to 1017 code for a protein of 221 amino acids.